AUGCUUGGUUGUUUUAAAAAGAAUAAAGAAGAAAAAGAAGAUAUAAAAAGUGCAGAUAGGAAAUCCGAUCCUAACUCAGAAGAAGAAAUUUCAGAUGGCGGGAAAAUUCCAAAAGUGACGUUUAGUGAACACAUAACUUCAGAUGAUGAAUCUAUUUCGACCAAAAGUCGGGUUAAAGGAACUCAAGCAAAGCAAUUACCUUCUGAUGAAAGCUCCAUGAUGGAAACAGAGGAAGCAAUAAAAAGAGAAGACACAUCUGACCUAAAAGCGAAAAAAAGUGCAGUUGAUAAAGCAAAGCGAUUGAUAUCUGAAGUGAGCAAGAGAAAUAUUGUCGAUUCUGAAGAAAAAUUAGGCAAAGAUCCCUCUGAUUUUUCUAAAAGCUUCAAAGAGAUUCCGAAAGUGGCAAUCAGCAAACAAGUUGCCUUGGAUGACAAGCCUGAAAUGAGUAAAGAAUUUAUAGACGAAAUUCAAGCGAAACAGUUGGUUUCUGACGUUUGGGAAGAGGCACUUAAAAAGUCAAAAUCGGAAACCAAUGUAGCGAAGAAGGAAGCUGCUUUUGAUAAAGUAAAGAAAGUUAUGUCUGCAACUAUCAUGAUGAGAGGCGCAGAUUAUAAGACAAAGUUUGAUUCUAAAUCGAGCAUUCAAGGAAUUCCGGAAGUGACCGGAAGCAAACACGUUGCUUUGGACCACAAGCCAAAAUUACGCAAAAAAAUGGUAACUGAACAACAAGCAAAGCAAUUUGUUUCUGACAUCGAUGAGAAAGCUACGGACGGUCAAGCUAUAGAAAAGACAUCUCAGACUGAUUUGUCAGAUCUAAAAAGAAAAGAAGUUGCGAUUGAUAAAGCAAAAAAGCUCAUUUCUGCUGUCAGCAAAAGAGAUGCUGCUUCCGAAGACGAAAAAAUAAGCGAAUUAUCGUUAGAAGUCGAUAAAGGAAAUACCAGUAAAAAAGAAUCCGCUAUUAGUAAAGCCAAACUGUUACUUUCGGCAAUAAGCCAGAAAGACAUAACAAGUGAUAAACAACUACUAAAUACCGAAACAACUCCCAAGAGCGAAGAAGCGUACUUAGAAGAUUCAGAUAUUCAAAUAUGUGAGUCGAUAGAAUCAUUAAAGAUAGACUUCGGAGGCGGAAUCGAUUACGACAUUCAAGAUAUUGUGAAUGAAGCUGGUUACGGAAAGUUCCAGAAGAUAUUAUUCUUCCUUUGUGGAAUAGCAUGGAUGAUCGCCAACUACGAGUUGAUGCUCAUUACCAUAAUUGGCGACCUUGUAGCUUGUGAAUGGACUGUCUAUGGGUGGCAAAAUGCAUUUUUGACCUCGGCCGUGUUCAUCGGUGCCUUUAUAGGGGCACUCGCUUUUGGAAUGUUAGCGGAUAUUUUUGGAAGGAAGAGGUCCCUUGGGAUGAGUACUCUUCUAUUGUUUGUGAUCCUCGCUACGACCGUCCUCUCCACCAAGCUGACCGUCCUGCUCAUUUUUAGGUGUCUGUUUGGAUUCGCCCUCGGAGGUCUAGGGCAAGUGUGCGUUCAUUCACACCUUACAUUUUUACUAGGGAUAGAAUACUACCCUAUAAAAGAUCGGGGAACAGCCAGUAUAUAUCUCACUUUUUACUGGAGCGCUGGAUCGCUACUUCUCAUAAUAACAACAAGUUUCAUCAUGCAUAUUUUGGAUAGUUGGAGAUGGUUAAUGAUAGUGUGUUCAUUUCCUGUUUUGUGCUUGUUUUUUGCUAUUAAGUGGUACCCUGAAAGUGCUAGAUUUUAUCUGGUCAGCCAUCAGUACAGCCGAGCGGUGAAGCAAUUGGAGCAGAUGCUGGAGAUGAACAAAGUGAGGAUACCUCCAGGGCGAUUGAAGAAAGUCUCGCAGAUAGAAGAAAGAGGAAACCUUCUGUCUCUUCUCAGGAAGGAGUACAUAGCAACCACUCUGAUGCUUUGGUACAUAUGCUUUGCUGCCAGUUUUACAUAUUACGGAAUCAUCCUGAUUACACCAUUUGUGGUGAAAAUUGGAAGCCCCAGAGUUCUCGCUGAAACUUUUGGAAACUCUACUGAUGUAUUCACAGCACAAAUACCAUGUCAGAGGUACACUUAUUUACAAUAUGUGCAUCUUUUUUGGACAACGACGUCUGAAAUACCAGGUUUGUUCGUUUUCAUCGUCCUGAUCGAACGGAUGCAACGCAAAAUGCUCCUCUCCGUCUCUUGUAUUAUUACAGCCAUUUUGUUCUUCAUGCUGCUCAUCAAUACAAGGCAUACAGUUGCCAUGUUUGCAAUCCUGUUUUUUGUUAGAGCCUCAGCUCAAGCCUCCUGCAUGCUGUCCCUUCUCAUGAUGUCUGAGGUCUAUCCAACUACAAUGCGGGCCAUCAGCUUUGGCUCAGCAUCAGCAUUUGCCGUAUUAGGAGGAGCGAUAGUGCCAUUUGUAACUCAGGCUUUGGUGAUACCUUAUCCUAUUCCUACGACUUCUACGACUGGUUCUCUCAUCCUUCUGGCUGGAAUAAUAGCGGCCUGUUUACCAAGAGAUACAAAAGAUACACGAAUAGAGGAUCUCACCAGCAAUCAUCUAUACCACGAUGCUUCAAAAACGGGACAGAGACCCUAAGAUGAAUGGAUGCUCCAUUUUUAACUCCUACUCGAUAAGCAGAAAUUCCAAUGUUAUCUAAAAAUUUGGGCAGAUAUUAACUGCAAAUGUGGAUCAGAAGAGUCCAGCGUAAUCAACAAACUCCUGCGAAAAUGCAAGUCUUUUAGUUUUUUAAAAUAUUCUCAAGUUGUAAUUUUGAAUUCUUCUUGGAAUGAUGUAUAAAUAUUUUUUCAUAA
Molecule: messenger RNA, 2795 nt
Organism: Argiope bruennichi
Lineage: Eukaryota; Metazoa; Arthropoda; Arachnida; Araneae; Araneidae
Product: putative transporter svop-1
Exons: 15
Coding region: 1-2580 (859 amino acids)
Biological process (GO): transmembrane transport
Cellular component (GO): membrane
Molecular function (GO): transmembrane transporter activity
Source: RefSeq, a predicted model, not a curated record